GGACUCUCAGGUGAAAGGUGAAACACCCACCACUGUACUUCCAGCCUACUCUCCCUUUACCGUCAGCAUUCCGAACAAUUGUUUAUCCAUUUGGUGUCGUCAGCGGUGGUUAGAUGGCGAUACUGUACGCGUUGGUGGCCAGGGGGACGACGGUUCUGGCGGAGUUCAGCGCCGUGACGGGGAACACCGGCGCAGUAGCGCGCCGGAUUCUGGAAAAGCUGCCGGGGGAAGCCGAGUCCAGGCUCUGCUUCUCUCAAGAUCGUUACAUCUUUCACAUCCUCAGAUCCGAUGGCCUCACCUUCCUCUGUAUGGCUAACGACACCUUCGGCAGGAGGAUACCAUUCUCAUAUUUGGAGGAUGUUCAAAUGAGAUUUAUGAAGAACUAUGGUAGGAUUGCUUCCCAUGCACCUGCUUAUGCAAUGAAUGAUGAAUUCUCAAGGGUUUUACAUCAACAAAUGGAGUUCUUUUCUAGGAAUCCUAGUGCUGACACACUAAAUCAUGUUCGAGGUGAAGUGGGUGAGAUACGCACCAUCAUGGUGGAUAAUAUUGAGAAAAUACUUGAGAGAGGUGACCGAAUUGAGCUUCUGGUUGACAAAACAUCCACGAUGCAAGAUAAUUCAUUUCACUUCAGGAAGCAGUCAAAGCGCCUUAGACGAGCUUUAUGGAUGAAAAAUGCAAAGCUCUUGGCUUUACUGACAGGCUUGAUUGUCCUCCUCCUCUACUGUAUAAUUGCUGCUUUCUGUGGGGGUAUCACCCUAAGUUCCUGCAGAUCAUGACUUCUUGGGGCAAGCCGGUGGCUCUUUGGCUAUCAACCUAAUGAAAGUUAUAAGAAGAUGGUGUUUGCCUAUCAGUGUAAGAUGUUCAAGACUAAUUGAGCAGUAGUUGGGGAUAAAGCACGAUAUGAUUUGCAUUUUCUUAGUUGGUACACACAUCUUCUGUAAAUGUGUCUUCGCCUUCCUCUAUUUUUCUGAAAA
This is a messenger RNA of Ipomoea triloba (trilobed morning glory), 974 nucleotides long. RefSeq names its product vesicle-associated membrane protein 714. Bases 114 to 776 code for a protein of 220 amino acids. The transcript is spliced from 4 exons. Gene Ontology annotation, biological process: vesicle-mediated transport. The record is from RefSeq and is a predicted model, not a curated record. Gene Ontology annotation, cellular component: membrane. Lineage: Eukaryota; Viridiplantae; Streptophyta; Magnoliopsida; Solanales; Convolvulaceae.